GUCAGCUAUUAUAGUGUGGCCACAAACAAUUAUUGGCUAAUUAAUUUCGUAACGUAGCUAUUACCCAUCUCUCCUACCACAAUUUCCGGUAACGUUGGAAAGGCACCCCUGGUAUAGAUUGUCCAGCGCCGUUCCAAGAAAGAUGGCUCAUUAUUAGCGGAAGGAUGGAAGGCUAUUUGAAGCUCACCCGAGGCUAGACCACUGACACUUGAGACUGGCACUGCAGAGAUGUCGCUGAAUCACGCCCUAAAACUGAUCCUAACAGUCACUGGUGUGCUACUAGCCUCGGACCUCUGCGGUGGUCUAAAAAUCGGCGCCUUCAACGUUCAGAUUCUAGGGCAAACCAAGAUCGCAAAAACCGAAGUCGUUGACGUUCUCGUGGAAAUUGUAGGGCGCUACGAUGUGAUAUUGGUGCAGGAAAUAAGAGAUAGUGUUGGCGAAACUGUAGUUCCGACACUGUUAGCCGCAGUGAACAGUGAACUUGAUGCACUAGGAAAUGCUUACCGAAACACUACUCAAGCUUUUGGUGGCAGCAGCGGAUUUGUACUUGGAGAUCUGAAUGCAGAUUGCAGGUAUUUGAGUGGAUGCUCCUUCCAAGAUCUUGAAAUAGUACAGCGUCCCUUUGCGUCGUGGUUAAUAGAUUUCUCAGAGGACACCACCACAACUCCCAGCUACUGUGCCUAUGACCGGAUCAUUGCACUGGGAGACACAAGGGACCAUGUCGUUCCAUGCUCAGCGCAGGUAUACAGAUUCGACAGAAACCUUUCCCUCUCCCAAGACCUAGUGGAAGAUGUUAGCGAUCACUACCCAGUUGAAGUAGAGACCAAUAACAAAGCCAGAUGCAUGAAGACCAUCAUCAUAAUAGUUGUCCUAUCGACACACCACCAGGCUCACUCCAGAGGCCCACACACUCUGAAGAUAACCAUAGACAAUGAAUGCAGAACACACACGUUUGAACACAAAACAAAAUUGCCAAACAAGUUGGAAUUUUGUAUUCGGGAGCAUUUUGGAUUCACUGACUGUCUAAAACCCUGUGACAUUCAGAGCAUUUCCAUAAUUCCAGCCUCAACUGAUGCGUGGAGUCUAACAUCGAUUGUAACACUUGCAAGAGACACCUUUGGUGAAGUUACACUGCUCUCUCAAGACAUUGACAUUGAUUUUGCCGUGGAUGAAGAUAACAGCGGAAAUGACGCAACUCUUCAUCUGACUCUUGCAAAAAGUUGUUGUCCUUGUAACACAUUCUAGUGUAAGGCGCCAUUGUGCUGUGCCGUUAUCAAUGUGCAUGUCUCGUGAACGCAUCACUUGCCGUGUCCAUCCACACACAUGCUAAGAUAGCAUCCCCAUGACAUUUAUGUUUGGGA
Messenger RNA from Geodia barretti, 1361 nucleotides. The record is from the annotation of a GenBank genome assembly. Lineage: Eukaryota; Metazoa; Porifera; Demospongiae; Tetractinellida; Geodiidae.